UCCCGCUCAUUUGCCCCCCUUCUCCUUACCUCCGAAUUGCAUUCCCAAAUCGCAAAACCCUCACAGACCACUCCCGCUGCUCUCGCAAACUCCACAACUCUCUCUUUCUCUGGAUCGAUCGAGUCUCUUGCCUCAAUUUUCUCCAGUCAAUAUAAUGAGAGAGGUGCAGAUAGACAAGCUCCGAGGAGUGGUGAGGGACUGCGUCAGCAAGCACCUUUACUCAUCGGCGAUAUUCUUUGCCGACAAGGUUGCAGCCCUAACCGACGACCCUGCCGACAUCUACAUGCAGGCGCAGGCUCUCUUUCUCGGCCGCCACUACCGCCGUGCCUUCCACCUCCUUAAUGCCUCCAAGAUUGUCCUUCGUGACCUUCGCUUCCGCUACCUUGCCGCCAAAUGCCUUGAGGAACUUAAGGAGUGGGAUCAAUGUCUGCUGAUGCUUGGGGAUGCUAAAGUGGAUGAAGAUGGGAAUGUGUAUGACACAAAAGAUUGCAAUGUCAUUUACAUGGAUAAAGAUGGGGAAGAUCGUGAGAUCAAUAUCUCUUCAGCAAUAUGUUUUCUAAGAGGUAGGGCAUAUGAAGCUCUGGAAAAUCGUGCCCAAGCUCGGCAAUGGUACAAAGCUGCUAUAAAAGCUGAUCCUUUGUGCUAUGAGGCUCUGGAAUGCCUCAUUGAAAAUCACAUGCUUACAUGUGAAGAAGAAACUAGUGUACUUUCAUCACUACAAUUUGAUUCUGAAGAUGGAUGGCUCUCUUCCUUCUACUCAUGUUUGAUAAAGAAGUAUGACAAACAGAAUGUUGUUGAAGCCAAAUUCAAAGAGCUUGAAAAAGAAACCUGCAAUAAUGACCCCUCUGGCCCCUCCUUCAUGCAUACACUAAGGAACAACACUGACCUUUUGGCCUGCAAAGCAGAAUACUACCAUCAGUGUGGUGAAUAUCAAAAAUGUUUUGAAUUGACUUCCAUACUGCUCGAAAAAGAUCCUUUUCAUUUGAAAUGUACCUUGGUGCAUUUAGUUGCUGCAAUGGAGCUUGGACAUUCAAACGAGCUUUAUCUUAUGGCAUGCAAUUUAGUGAAGGAUUAUCCUCAAAAGGCUUUAUCAUGGUUUGCGGUUGGAUGCUACUACUCUUGUAUCAAGAAGUAUGAGCAAUCACGUCGUUAUUUCAGCAAGGCUACAAGUAUAGACGGAACUUUCCUGCCUGCUUGGAUAGGUUACGGAAAUGCUUAUUCUGCUCAAGAAGAGGGUGAUCAAGCAAUGUCAGCAUAUAGAACUGCUGCUCGCUUAUUUCCAGGGUGCCAUUUACCAACUUUGUUCAUUGGAAUGGAGUACAUGCGAACCCGCAGCUAUAAGCUUGCUGAUCAGUUUUUCAUGCAGGCAAAGACAAUUUGCCCAUCAGACCCACUUGUACACAAUGAACUUGGGGUUGUUGCUUAUCAUAUGAAAGAAUAUAGUAAAGCCGUUUGGUGGUUUGAGAAGACUUUGGCUCACAUUCCAUCCCCUUUAAGUGAAAUGUGGGAGCCAACCGUCGUGAAUCUUGCUCAUGCAUACCGAAAGCUAAAAAUGUACAACGAUGCAAUUUUAUGCUAUGAGAGAGCACUUGCAUUAUCAACAAGAAGCUUGAGCACAUACGCAGGUCUCGCAUACACGUACCAUUUGCAGGAUAAUUUUACUGCUGCUGUUACAUACUAUCACAAGGCUUUAUGGUUGAAACCUGAUGAUCAGUUCUGCACUGAAAUGUUAAGUAUAGCCCUUGUAGAUGAGGCUCGUCGUGGCGUGGAUGGUGAAAGUGAGUUGCUGUAGAAUGAGAAUUUCUAUGUUUGAUGCGUGGAUUCUCUUUCUAUGCAUGUAAUGUAUGUAUUAUAUGAAUACCAAAUGGAGUCAAUUUACUUACCCCUGACCACUUUUCAUUUUGUGCUAGUGCCAUGUGAAGUUAUUUUUUAAAAUUUUUUGCGUUUAUCUUAGAACGUAUAACUUUGGCUUAUCCUGUAAUAUUAUACGAAGUUCUCUCUUCCUUUC
Tripterygium wilfordii is the source of this 2008-nucleotide messenger RNA. Its product is annotated as anaphase-promoting complex subunit 6. The transcript has 16 exons. Gene Ontology annotation, molecular function: protein binding. The record is from RefSeq and is a predicted model, not a curated record. NCBI's taxonomy places the organism in Eukaryota, Viridiplantae, Streptophyta, Magnoliopsida, Celastrales, Celastraceae. Gene Ontology annotation, biological process: cell division. The coding region runs from base 155 to 1792 and encodes 545 amino acids.